This is a messenger RNA of Henningerozyma blattae CBS 6284, 1398 nucleotides long. RefSeq lists its product as uncharacterized. Bases 1 to 1398 code for a protein of 465 amino acids. Lineage: Eukaryota; Fungi; Ascomycota; Saccharomycetes; Saccharomycetales; Saccharomycetaceae. The record is from RefSeq and is a predicted model, not a curated record. The transcript has a single exon. Gene Ontology annotation, cellular component: membrane; Golgi apparatus. Gene Ontology annotation, biological process: protein O-linked glycosylation; protein N-linked glycosylation; cell wall mannoprotein biosynthetic process. Gene Ontology annotation, molecular function: alpha-1,2-mannosyltransferase activity.
AUGUCUAUUCACAUAUCGAAACGCAUAACAAGAGUCGUGCUGAUUAUCGUCCUAGUUGUAGUGUCCAUCUCAGUCUUAUCGAAUCAUGCUACAACUCAGGAUAUUUACAAAGAUUAUGUUCCUACAGCUUUAGAUUUCUCUGCAUAUUAUAACGAUGAUAGUCCCAAACUACCUAGUGGAAAUUCGAAAUUUGAUUUUGCAAUCUCUUCAGUAUCUAGUCUAGGUGCUCUUCCUUCUGCAGAUCCCAGUAUUUGGAAGAAACAGAAAGAAGAUGAUGAAUUUAAGAAAAAAUUAGCCAAGGCUAAAGAAGAAGCUAAAAAGGCAGAAGAAAAUCCAGAUGAUAAAGAUCAUUUAUACAAGUUCUUGGCACCCUCUUUUGCUAAUGAAGGUAGAAGACCCUCUGCAGUUCUAAUAUCUGUCAUUAAUGUGGAUGAUGAUUUACAAAAAAUUUUGGAGACUGUUUAUUCAGUUGAAACUAAAUUCAAUAACAAAUUGAAAUAUCCUUGGGUUUUCAUCUCUAAAGAUCCAUUACCAGAACCCACAGUUUCUACAAUCGAAUCUGUUUUAGGGAUUGAAAAUUGUAAAUUUGGAACUAUUCCAGAAAGUGAUUGGGCUUAUCCAUCAUAUAUCGAUAAAAACAAAGCUGCUGUAUCAAGAGCUCAAAUGUUUAAAUUAGACUUCGGCUCUUCUGAAUCAUAUAGACAUAUGGCAAGAUACUUGUCAGGUUUGAUCUGGGAACAUCCUCUUUUACAAGGUUUCGAUUGGUAUUGGCGUAUUGAUCCAGGCUCUGUUUUGACUUGUGAUAUUCAAUAUGAUUUAUUUAGAUGGAUGCAAGAUACAGGUAAAGUUUUCGGGUUCACUCUCUCAGGAAGAGAAGAACCGGACACUAUGAAAACUUUAUGGGACAAGACAAGAAACUAUAUUGACUCUCAUAAAAAUAUUCAUCCAGAUUUGAGAGGUUUUGUAACAAAUGCAGGAGAGGCAAAGGCAGGCAAAAACGAUAAAAUUACUAAAAAUGAUGAUUAUAACAAUUGUUAUUUCUGGUCAAACUCAGAACUUGGGAAUCUAAACUAUUGGAGAUCACCACUUGUCAAAAACUAUUUCGAUUAUUUAGAUCAUGAAGGUGGAUUCUUCUAUGAAAGAUGGGCUGAUCAUACAGUGCAUACUUUAAGUACUGUCUUGUUCUUAGAAAAAAGACAAUUCCAUUUCUUCCCAGAUGUAGGUUUUUCGUUUGGUGAAUAUAAAAAUUGUCCAUUAGAAGAUUUCUUAUGGAAAGAAAACAAUUGUGCUUGUGAUCAAGGUGAUGACAAUUCUUUCAGAAAACGUUCAUGUACCGGUAGAUAUUACGAGUCCAUUGAAAAGGGUAAACCAGAAGGCCAUCAAGAUCACGACUAUUAA